This is a messenger RNA of Mercenaria mercenaria, 4462 nucleotides long. Its product is annotated as 3 beta-hydroxysteroid dehydrogenase/Delta 5-->4-isomerase type 1-like. Gene Ontology annotation, biological process: steroid biosynthetic process. Lineage: Eukaryota; Metazoa; Mollusca; Bivalvia; Venerida; Veneridae. The transcript has 4 exons. The record is from RefSeq and is a predicted model, not a curated record. Bases 1173 to 2300 code for a protein of 375 amino acids. Gene Ontology annotation, molecular function: 3-beta-hydroxy-Delta5-steroid dehydrogenase (NAD+) activity.
UUUGUUGCAACUGUAUUAAAAUGACUGAGGAUAAGAGUGAAAGGACGAUGAAAAUCCUGAAGUAGCUUAAGUUCACCUCGAUCCUCCGAUAAAAUCGGGUAAAAUGAAUUUUAGUGAAAUAACUCAUAUCGACUGAAUUCUGUGAUUAAAACACGACACACUUUGCCAAAGAAGAACCUCCGUUACCUGUUUGUCUACAACCUUUUCUUGUUCAAGACAACCUAUUUUCGAACUAAAUUGGAGACCGACAAAUAAAUUGCCUUCCAUAUAUUAUAAUAAAAAUAUAUGUAUGUACAAAUUUUCAGUCAGGAUCAUACGCAAAUUAAAGAAAUCGUGACACUGAUGAACACUGAACACAUCCAAAGAUUAGAUUUAUCAAGCUCUUGGACAUCGUGGUUUAAGUGAAAUAAACGGACAGCCACCCAUGAGGUAUAUUAAAUUCUUUUGAUAUCAAUCAGUGAGGAAAAAUGUGAAAUGCGAAUCGCUUACGAGUGCGCAUUUGAUUAAAAACGGCAUAUCAGAAGAAAUAAGAAAUAUAUAAUUUAAGGAAUUACACGCAGUUUUCUCAUGAACAGUAUAUGCUUUAGAUUAUGACUCUAGAGCAUUAUUAUCAUCAUUAUUAUACCAGGUUUAUAUAGCGCCCUUUUUAUGAUAAACACGUUCAAAGGCGCCUUACAGAUAGCAAACGCAGCCACUAACUAGAGGGAUAGAGUGAGAUAAAGCCCCCAGAACAGACAGAGAGAAAGACUAUAUAAAUUAUAGGUAUAUCACAAAAAAGGACACUCUAUCCUUAAAUUUUACACCUUUUUUUUCAACACAGAGAAUAUAACUUAUCUACCUCUGCCACCCUCUCCUAUACACAUACACCACUUAAGCUAGAGUUUACACAGAACUUCGAUAAAAUGUAUCUAAAACAUACUUUCUUUAAAAACAGUAGAAAAAAACAUGUUAUCCCAAAUCCUAGAUAUCAAAAUACAUAUGUAGUAAUAAAUCAAAACCUUAUCUUCAAGCUGAAAAGACAUUAUGUAAGUUUUAGACAUAUGCUCGAUAACAUAUCAGUACCUAAAUCAAUAUGGUUUCAUGUAUCUUAACUUAGGGAGUGAUAUUUUGUUUAAUUGAUACGACAAUCAGUAUAAGAGCAAACUCCACGUUGGUAUUUAAUUUUAAUUGAUAUGUAUAUAUGUAGCGGCAACAUAUACACAGCAAUACAUAUGGGCUCCUCUAAAGGUUGUGUAGUUCUGGUCACAGGAGGAUCCGGAUUUUUAGGACAACAUGUGGUUGGAUUACUUCAAGAACGUGCUGAGCACGUGACCGAAAUCCGAGUGCUAGAUGUUAUUCCAUAUCAAAACAACCUUGAUCAUGUCGAAAGGAUACCGGUGCAGCAGUAUGUUGGAAGCGUAACUGACAGUGGCCUGGUACAUAGAGCAUGCGUCGGCGUCACCUGUGUUAUGCACUUGGCUAGUAUAGUUGAUAUGUCACUUCUACCUAAAGUACACCUGAGCCGCCAAAUAAAUGUUGAAGGCACAAAGAACGUGAUUGUAGCUUGCCGUAAGAACGGUGUCAAACGGCUGUUAUACUGCAGUACGGUAGAAGUCGUGACCGGAGCAAACAAUAUAUAUGAUGGAACAGAGGAUAAUACGGAAUACGUUACCAACCAUCUGUUCAAGGCAUAUGGACCUACAAAGCUUGAAGCCGAAAGACUUGUACUAGAAGCAAAUUGUCACACUCUACAGACGCUUGCAUUACGACCAGCUAUGAUGUACGGCGAAUUAGAAUGGAGAUCUACAGGGUAUCUUGUUACUGGGUUUUUGGCACAGAAAAUGAGAUCUUAUGUUCGCAUAGAUUGUCAAAAUGGCAUUGCAGAACACGUUUACGUUGGUAACGUUGCAUGGGGAUUUGUUUGUGCAGAGACCAAACUCCAUGAAGGCAAAGUUGAGCACGACAUAACCGGAAAUAGUUAUUUCAUCGUGGAUGAUUCUCCAAAAUCUAGUGUUUUUGCAUUUCUUGGAGAGAUUAUGACAGAAAUAGGUCUGAAGCCAUUCGGACCACCUAUCCCUGUAUGGUGUUUGGUCUUUCCGCUUUAUAUACUAUAUUUUCUUCUAAGCGUUAUUUCAAUAGUGUAUAAAGUAAAUUUCUUUGUUGGAAUCGCUGAAUUUUUGUCUUUGACGAGAAUAUAUUUGUUUAGAUACGAGAAAGCAACCAAGAAACUUGGUUAUAAGCCUUUGUACAGUUUUGAUGAAUCAAAGUCAAGAACAGCCAAAUACUACAAAUCAUAUUUGCCACCGCGUUGUAAAGACUAGUCUUAUUAUACUGCCAUUGUGGUAACUAAAAGAAAAAAAAUCAAGUGAUAUUUCAAUUUCAGUUGAAUAAUCGAAUUGGCUGUUUGAAGAUCAUCAACUUUUUUUUUUGCUUCCAUUUUGCUGGUACUGAUUUGAACGAACUCGAUAAUGUGAAGACCAUAAUACAUUCUCAAAACACAGCACUUCCGGUUUAGACAUAAUUAUAUAAAAACGAAAAAAUAUCCAGUAGGUGUAGCCAUGUCCCGUGCAGGCAGUACGCUACAGUUGUACAGUUGUGUACGCAUUUGGUUAAAAUAUACACUAAAACAUUGAUAAAAUAAAAGAAAAAUAUGUAAACAAAAGAACUCAGUUGGCAAACUGACAUGACAAGGAAUAUUACGAAGCAACAUCCCCAUAAAAAAUACAAUAUCAAGUAUGUUACGAUUAUAUCUCGUAUGCAUAAAUAGAUUCUACAUCAUUAUGAUAAUUUGCGGAGAGAAAAUGUUACAUUAUUUGAACCGUUUUAGGGAAAUUCGUCUAACAGUUAGAAUCACACACAUAUCCAAGCAUCUGAACGAUGAACCUUGGUCAAUCGAAUAAUAAACCACAAAAAAUAUUGUUUAGCUCAUUGAAACAUAAAAAUAUGCAAAUAUUCAUUGCAAAUGACGUCAUUAUGUACUCUUACCGAUAUGCGCGUCGACCUUUUGUUAUCUUAGUUUAUUACUGUUUUCUUUUCUUUCUUCUUUUGUUUAGCCAACAAAAGGGUUUUAUAAUUCCGCGUAAAAUAGAAGAAACAUAAGCUUUAUAAAUGUAAGAACAAGAGAAUUAGGUAGUGGAUUCUAGUUCUGUAUCUUUUAUUAUAACUUGGACAAAGACGGUAGCUCUAACAGUUACCUAUUGUUGUGAAUAAACGUCAUUUUAACCGAACUGAAUAAGUUUGACAAACUGCUUUUAUGCAGCCAUUGGUAAUGAUAAGAUUUGAUAGGCCGCCUGUUUUAUUUCAAGAUAUCAGUGAUAUUAUAGAUCAAGUUUCUGUUAAUAAAUUGAAUUUGCUGUUUGAAGAUAAAUGUAUCUACAUGAUUGUUCCUAAAGCAUCAAUAGAUUUUUUUUUUCAACUUUAGAUCAGCAAAAUUAUUAUUUGACGCCAUUAAGCUCUUCAUUUUGUACUAAUAUCUAUUCAUUUAAAAUAAAUAAUAAUCCAUAUAUUUUUGCUGCAAAUGACUUUACUUGGGCAACAGUUGCAAUUUCAUAACAAUAUCUGAAACGACGAAUAUAACUAAUAAUGCCGUUUGUUUCAUUUUUGUGUUGUACUAUUAUACUAUGCCUUGAAAAAAUAACUAUUUGAUAGAAGCUGAUUAAGUAUUAGUUACACAAGAUGCAGUAUGUAUUUAUAUGAUUUUGUUUCUUUCAUAUUUUGCGGACAUUUGUGUUUGCUAUAAAUCAUGCUAUCAAAACUGGCAUUUAAAGUAAAUAAACGUAAGGUCAACUAUGUCGUGACACAGAAACACCUGUUCCAAGGACAAUGAGAGCGCUACAAGCAAAUUCACAUAGACAGCCACUGUUAAAUAUGGUUAGUUUUAGAUGUUUACAUUUUUGUCGCUAUCAUUUAAAUAUUUAGGGUCUUGGUAACCGCAAAGUUAGAAGCAAACUUGUGUCCACAUAUUUUACCAUUUAAGCGUGGGCUGUUCUCUUUUUGAAAUGUUAUAGUAAUAAAAUUAUACUUUUCUAACUGAUGAUUUUUUGUUUUCUGUAAAAGCCGUGACUAAAAGGACCAAUAUAAGAAGUGGUUGUUGUAGUGUAAGUAAUCUGUUAUGUGACAAAACAAAGGAGCACUGCAGGAAAUAGUCUCUUCCUGUUUGUGAUAUACAUUAUCUCAGGGUUGCCACAGGAUUUGAAAAGUCAGGGAAAUUUGAUGAAUUGCCAGGGAGUUUUGAAAAUUGGUCUGUGAAAAAAGUAAUUCCACACAACAACAACAAAAACUCGGGCUAAUUAAGAUUAAAUAUGUCACCAAGGUAUUAAGGUUUCCAGACAGUGAAGUGAAAAUAGUUUUUCUAAAGAUUCGUUGAAAACAAACAUGCUGCAUUUCUUUGUUUUAACAAUUGCCAAAAUGUUACAGCUCUUCCCCCACCCCCAGCACCGGCUUAAGCGGGAUUCUAUUAAACAUCUAUUGAAUGGAUUCCAGG